AAAUUAACAAAUGGCCAUACGGAUGUAUAUAUUGAAAGGUUGUGAGGAUAUCCAUCAGUGCUGAAGUAUUCGGGUCCACAAAAUUACAUAAAAUGGGUCGGAUAAGUGUCCUCGUGUUUGCCGUAGUGGCCACAGUUUGUUUAACUUUAGUAAGCUCAGCCCGUAUAGCAAGGUCUCCUCAAUUCGGCGGCGGCUCGUUCUCCCAGGCUAACUCCCAGUCUGGCACCUUCGGCGGUGGUCCCUUCCAACCGCAGUUCGGCCCCCGCCCCCCGUUCAAUAACCAACCCCAGUUCGGACAGCCUCAUGGAUUCGGGCCUCGCGGGUUUGGUAACAACGGUGGAUUCGAUAACCACGGUGGCUUCGGCAAUAACGGCGGCUUCGGCGGUGGCUUUGGAGGACCACGACCUGGCUUUGGCGGACCACAGCCUGGCUUUGGAGGAUCACGUCCGGGUUUCGGAGGACCACAGCCUGGUUUUGGCCAGGGUGGUUCCCUGAACAUCGCCAAGAGCAUUAGCAUCAGCAGAGGAAACGGCGGCGGCGGCUUGGCCACUGCUGGCUCUGGAUCUUUCGGAAAUGGAAAAUAAGUGGCUUAUGAUACCUAAAUGAUGACUGUGUUGUCUACUUUUAUAAAAUAAAAUAGUAUUGUGAUAUUA
This is a messenger RNA of Plutella xylostella (diamondback moth), 653 nucleotides long. RefSeq lists its product as uncharacterized. The record is from RefSeq and is a predicted model, not a curated record. Lineage: Eukaryota; Metazoa; Arthropoda; Insecta; Lepidoptera; Plutellidae.